Molecule: messenger RNA, 1179 nt
Organism: Nicotiana tabacum (common tobacco)
Lineage: Eukaryota; Viridiplantae; Streptophyta; Magnoliopsida; Solanales; Solanaceae
Product: zinc finger protein 7-like
Source: RefSeq, a predicted model, not a curated record
CAUUGAAACAUGAUCUAAGCAUUGUCCCCUAAAAUACCAAGCAUCAGCUGGAGGGGACAGUGAAAAUAGAUAUGAUAAAUCACAGUUUUCUGAUCUCACCUUCACCUCCUGUGAUCUCAUUUUUAUUCCUUGCCUCUCUGUCUGGAGGUCCUUUCGAGUAGUAUCUACAUAAAGCAUCUUUGUACAUCCACAAUAUUUCAAGCUGGCCCUUCAGUGAAAAUUGUGGGAGAAGAAAAGGCAACUUCUGCUCAAUUACAACAGCGAUCAGAAUGAUUAGUGCUGUAGAUGGCAAUCAGGCAACUUCAGUGCUUGAUCAAGGAGAAUGGUUGAAUUUGAGCUUAGGAAGGAACUUGCCUUCAACGUCUAAAGAAUCUGAGUCACAUAUACCUACUUCUGCCAAGGUUUUUUCAUGUAACUUCUGCAAGCGGAAAUUCUACAGUUCACAGGCGUUGGGAGGCCACCAGAAUGCUCACAAGAGAGAAAGAGGGGCAGUAAGACAGUACCAGUCCCAGUCCCAGAGGAUGAUAACAAUGAUGGCUUUGCCAAUCAAUAACCCCAUGUUCAGAUCACUUGGUAUGAUUCCCCACUCACUUGUGCAUAAAUCCGGCAGAGAUGCAAGUGCAACUGUGGCAACGUUCAGCGAGGCUGGUGCAGGAUUUCAAAUUACAUCGCAUACCAAUCAAAUGAACAGAUCAUUUGAUCUGAAGUGGCCAGGAAGUUUUCAACUAAAUCAGCAACAAUCAAAAGACCAUGCCUCAAAUCCCAAUAAGCUUGAUCUGAAUCUAAAGCUGUAAUUAUUCUCCUCAUUCAUAUAGCUGCCACCCUAACUAGUUAAGGAUUGAGGCAUAGUUGCUAUUGUUGUUUUAUCCGUCCCAUAUGGAACUCUUUAUUUGCCCAUCUGUUACAGCUUCAGGCCAUCAGUACAUGAACUAAUUUGAUGGACUGUGGACAACAAUUUAGACCAAAAGAAUCCUAUAGUAGUACAGCUCCCUGAUAUCAGGAUUUUUUUCCGGACCUAGUGUCGCAGGAUCAACAUCAAGAAUUUCAAGCCUUUCUCAUGUCCAGAUAUGAAACCGAAAGUGUGAUAUGUACUUAAGUGUUGUUCCUACAGCACCUGAAACAACUUAACACCACAAUCUCCAUCAAAUAUAUAGCAGAAGGUUCUCUAGUUUGUGUUUA